This is a messenger RNA of Cynara cardunculus var. scolymus (artichoke), 6323 nucleotides long. RefSeq lists its product as uncharacterized. The record is from RefSeq and is a predicted model, not a curated record. Gene Ontology annotation, molecular function: metal ion binding. The transcript is spliced from 5 exons. The coding region runs from base 1593 to 4619 and encodes 1008 amino acids. Lineage: Eukaryota; Viridiplantae; Streptophyta; Magnoliopsida; Asterales; Asteraceae.
UGCUGAAACCCUGAUUGCUUCAUUUCGUCGAAUCCGUUUUCUUGCUAUUUUGUGGGUUCUACGAAAGCGAACAAGCUUUUUCAUCUUGAUUUUCUUCUAAUGCGUUUUAUUUGAGUAGGUGGUGGUUACUUCCGGUUUCUUUAAUCUAUCGCAAUUUCCCUCAUUUCGAUCCCGUUGCGUCGUCGCCACCGCCACUGCUGUUCGCAACCGAUUUCCGCUACUCUCACCGGAAUUGUUUGGAUGUUCAAUGGUUCUUCGUCAUGAUCGUAGUGAGGGUUUGAUCGGUAAAACCCCCAUUGUUUCCUUUUUCUUACUAUUUUUGGGUUCUAUGCAAGAGCAGGUUUUUUUAGUGUUUAAGUUUCUUCUAAUGCAUUUUACUAAGUAGGUAGUGGUUACUUCCAGCUUUUUUGACGGAAAGAAGUGAAAGCCGGUUGAUUGCUGUUAAUCCAUUGCUAUUAAGGUUUAUUUCCUGUAACGUGCAACUCUUGGCUGGGGUUUUGUUUUAUCGAUUCAAUUUUCUUUCAGUUUUCUGUAUCAUUGAACUAAGAAAAUUUCUGGGAUCUAUAUACACGACUUUCUUCGACCGUAUUUUACCCUAGUACUUGGUGGUUAUAUUACUAUUUUGAGAUGACAUGGAAAAAAAUUCUUCAUACGAUGCAGUUUAUACAGUACACAUCUACAAAAUCUUAGUCAUGCAUGGUAGUUUACUCGGUGAUCAAAACUUGAUAAAUUUAUGACUCGAGAAAGAUUAACAAACUACAAUGCCUGAUGUUCUACUUUUUAGCGCUGAAUUGAGUUACUUGUGUGAUUCCAUGGUUACAUAGAUCGAUUGUUGGUGGUGUUGUGGUUGGAUAGAGGUCUAAAUGAUGAAUUACCACCUUGAUUAUGUAUUAGCAUAGCAUUAUCUGCUAGUUUGAUGGAAACUGCAAAGACCUUAUUGCACUUGAACGAAAUAAAAUUUGUGAAAUAUAAUGUUGUAAGAAGAGGGGUUUUACUUUAUGAUAAGAAACUAAAGCAAAAUGCAUAUGUUUAUAUAAUACUUUCAUUUUUAGUAGAUUGAUGAUAGUAGAGAUGAAGUGAGGCAUGGUUUUAACUAGAAGCUAGGUUUUUGCAUUAUAUGACUGUGCCCGAUCCUCGUCAAACCUAGGCAUGCACCACGGACCACAGUGGAAUGUAUAUGAUAGUAUGGUGAUAUUAAUGUGUAUAAUUUUGUUUUGAUAGGUAGGAUUUUUUAAGCAUACUAUGCAUAUUUUGUUUACAUUAAGGCGUGUCACUAUUCACUUAAUUAGUGCUUCUCAAAGAUUGUAGAAACCAAUUUUGGUUAUUUGUUUGGACCAGCAGAAAGAUUGCUUUCCUUAUUGGUUUACUCUCACUUAAGUAGUGCGUCGCAAAGCUUGUAGAAACGUUUUUGGUUGCGGUCUUUUAUUUUGCAUUAAUGAUCUUGCAAGUUCUUGAUUAUUUAUUAUAGAAAAAAUCUACCAUCGGAUAAUAAUCCUAACUUUAUUUGGUUGAUUUUCCUCAUGCAGCUUAAACUGCCUAUUUUAGGUUUUUUGGCAUUGACAUACAUAUAGAGCUUACAGAAUAUACUCGCCAUGGGUUUUGACAACGAUUGUAUAAUAAACAUUCAUUCUGUUGCUCCGGAGUACUUUUGCCCUGUGUGUCGGACACUUGUUUAUCCAAAUGAAGCACUCGAAGCACAGUGCAGUCAUCUGUACUGCAAACCUUGUCUGGUACACAUCGCAAGUGGUGCCCAGACGUGCCCCUAUGAUGGAAACUCGGUAACUGAAGCUGGUGCAAAGCCAGUCACAGUGAUUAACAGAACUCUGGCUGAUGCAAUUGGGAAAAUUGCUGUACGCUGUCUCUAUCAUAGGAGCGGCUGCAUGUGGCAGGGUCCUCUAUCUGAGUGCAUUAUCCACCGUUCAGGAUGUGCCUUUGGCGAUUCCCAAGUUUUAUGCAUGAAAUGUCAGAUUCAAAUUGCGCAUCGUCAAGCCGAGGAGCAUGCUCAGAUCUGCAAUGUGAAUCAGGUCAUGAAUCCUGAAGUACAAGACAGGCCUAAGAAUGUUUGGGGUGCUGCAACUUCAGGAGCAGCUGUAUCUUCUGACCAAAGCAAGACUGCUAUUCAAGGAGAAGCAACAAGUGGACAUCUGCAGGCAUCUCAAAUUACGCCUGCUGACAAUCUGAAUGAACUUGCAAUGGCAAAUCCUCAGCCACAAGCUUUACCUGCAAUGGUUAUGUCAACUUCACAGUGGUAUCAACCACAAUAUCAACAGGUUUAUGCACAAAUGUACCCGUAUUCACUGGAAGCCACUCAGCCAUUCAAUCAGGCACCUCUUCAGGUACAGGGGCCGGCAAAGAGCCAGGCUCAUGCUCAGCUUCAACCCCAAUCUCAGGUGGUAGUGCAGCAGCAGGUCCAAUCCUCGAUGCAUAUGGAAAAUCAAGCGCAUGUCCUACCCCUUCCCCAGGCCCAGGCUAACCUCCAUCCUCUAAAACAAGCGCCGAGUCAAGUGCAAGCUCGGCCGCACAUUUCUUUUUCUGGACAGCAUGGACCGCCUCUGUAUCCUCAGGCUGCCAUGCCUGGCCCAAAUGGAACCCAGGCUCAACUUAAUCCUCAGCAGCAAAUUCAGCAGGCAAGUUUGCCCCAUGUGCAAAUUCAAACACAUAAUCAGCUACUUGCUCAUUGCCACAUGCCUCCUCAGUUGUCCUCUCAAGCCCCUUCACUUGCUGUUCAAGGCCAUGCUCAACAGCAUAUGCAAGUCCCUCAAUUUCAGCAUUCUCUUUCACAGAUGCAUCAUCCUCGGCCUUAUCCAUGGCACCCAGAUUCUCAAUCUCAAUCACAACCUCACACACAAGGGCACCCACAGUCUCAGUCAUGCCCUCAACUUCAACAUCCUCAUAUCCAGCAAGUCCUGCAGUUCCCACCACAGCAACAUCCUCAUAGCCUGCAAGUCCUGCAGGCCCCACCACAGCAACAUCCUCAUGCCCAGCAAGUCCUGCAGGCCCCACCACAGCAACAUCCUCAUGCCCAGCAAGUCCUGCAGGCCCCACCACAGCAACAUCCUCAUGCCCAGCAAGUCCAAGUUCAUCCCUCAACCGGGUUUGUACCCCCAGUUCAAGUGUCUUCUCAGUUUGUUCGACCAAUUGUCUAUCUGCGUCCUCUGGAACCUCCUCAGAAGCUUCCUUCACGAGGCCAAUCCCCGGGGAUCCCACCUGUCCAACAACACACUGAUCCUCAUAGUCAACCAGGUCUUCCAGUUCAACAGCAUCCUGUUACUUGUCAGGUUCAACAACCAUUGCCUCAGCAAUAUGUACAGCUGCCACAGAUGUUUGCAGGCUGCACUUCUGGUCUGCUUCAAGGUCAGCUGCAUCAUGCUGGUCCUUUUGCUGAUCAGGAACUUGGAAGAACAACCAAGCUGCAACAUUAUAAGCCACAGUCCAUGAAGAAUUCUGGCAUGGAUGCUAAUGGUCCUGGAGCUAACUCAAAUGAGAAAAAACAUGGUGCAGAAAAGAAUGAUGAAGAUAAACCUGAAAACAGGGGUGGAGAUGAUUAUAGGAAAGAUGAAGCGGUGAUCAGAGAUGCUGUCACUGAGCUGCAGGAGGGGCAGGGGGUCUCAUGUUAUCCCGUUGCUACACAGAGAUCUGAAGGAGGAAUCAAUAAUAAUUUAGACCAUUUUCCUGGUGGGAAUCUGGUUCAAAAUAAAGCAGUGGAUGUGAGAGAUGUCCCUAUAUAUUCUGUGAAACAAGUGGAAGUUAAUAUGAACGUGCAACCCCCUACCCAUUUUAAGCUAGCUGAGCAUGGGCAUUUUUCUAAUCCAGGACAAGUUUCAAACCCGGCUGCGCAUUUUCACCCCCCUGCUCCAAAUCAACCAGACUCAUUCUAUCCUCAGCAUCAAAUGAGUGGGUCCUUUGCCCCAUGUUCGGCAGCCAUGUUUCCAAGGGGACCUACUAAUUUUGCCAACCAUGCCAGAAGUUUCAAACCACAAUAUGAAGGACCUCAGAGGCCUUUUAGUCAUGCACUCCCAUAUGGACCCCCAGGGUUUGUCUCAUCAUCAGCACCCAGACUUUGUUAUGAACAAGCUAGAGCUCCUAUUGGUGAGCAUCCUGAUGCUUUCCCAUUGGAAUCAGCUCGACACCUUGAUCAAGGGUUCCCUCACCAACAACAGUUCUUUGGAGAUUCAUCUGGCACCAUGUCAUCUCAUCCAUGUCUGAACAGGCCAGGUUCUCAAAGUAGUUACGCUCGUCAGGGAUUCCCAAAUGCUGGUCCAUAUUGUGCAGUAAGAUUCACGUGUUGUAUAUGUUAUAUAUCAUUGCUUUGCAAGUGUGUAAUGCUAAGUAUUCAUUUUUUUAAUUAUCAGGAUGUCUCUGAUUCCUUUGAUAAUUUGAAGAAGAGAAAGUCAAGGAGUAUGGGCUGGUGUCGCAUUUGCAAUGUUGAUUGUGAAAGCGUGAAAUUUUUGGAACUGCAUGGACAAACACGUGAGCACCAGCAGAUGGCUAUGAAUAUGGUUAAGAACAUCAAGCAGAAAUCUGCUCGUAUAGCAAUAACAUCUAGUGCUCAUUCUGGACUUGGGGAGGCAAGGAAGUCCGGAAGUGCGCAGACUCAUGGAUGUGGCAGUAAACCUUAGGACAUGACAAUGCAGGGUUGCUGCUUGUUAUUCUAGACGGUUUUAAAGUGGAGUUCCUGGAAGUUAAGUCUGUUUCAUUUCAUCAACUUGGCAUGUGAUGGUCUUAUGUUGAACUAGUGCCUUUAGUUAAGUGUUUGUUUAUGAACUGUUUGGGAUGCUCAAGUCCAUCUAUGCAGAAAAUUCUGAAUGUUAUCAUUAUGCUAUGGCCUAUUUCAGAACUGUGAAAAUAACCUUUGCAGGGUAAUGCAGAUUAGGACAGCCUAGGUCCUUCUGUCUCUAGAUGUCAUUUAUGUUAGCUGUGAUUGUCAUACUUGCUCUUUACUUUAUGUACUGGGAAAAGGUUAACUGGAUACUUGAAAAUGUUGCGAGUGAUGUAGGCUCAGCUUGUAGAGUUGGGUCAUGUCUGAAUAUAUGCAUAUCAAAGAUAUAAAUACUGCAAAAUCUGAUUAGCAUGUGUAUGUAUGCAUGUAUGUAUGUACAUAUAUACGACGAAUGGAUAUUGUUCAUUCGACCAAGUCUCAUUUAUGUUUAGGUAUUCCUCACCAUAAACUAUAGGUUGUCUGUUCUUAUUUGAGCUGUUGCUGAUGUACCUAAUAGGGCCAUUGGUAUCCUUAUUGGAGGCAGUUUUUCAAAAAUAUACUUGGUCAUAAUAUUCCAUUGCCAAGUCUGAGUUAUUGUCAAAAGUUUAUGAAAGCUUCUACCAGUUUGUAGUUGGUAUAUUUUUAAUAUGGAAUUGUAGAAGCUAGAAUACGUGUACUGGGACACAUGAAUAUGAUUUGAAGAUCAUUAUUGUUGAACAAGUGGAGAUUCAGACAUGGAGAACAGAUGGUAGACAAUUCAAUUGUUAGACGCAUAGUUAUUCAAGGCUAAGUAAACUUAUAGUACUAAGUACAAGAAGCAUCCUUUUGAUUUGUCUUGAUUGGUUUUCAGUGUUCUGUCACUUGGGAGCUUUUGUAAAUACAAAGAUAAGGGCAGAAACCAAUUUGAUUGCCAAUCUAAACUGCUUUUAAAGCCAUUUAGACUUGCUGCUGGUGGCUGUGACAAUCUGUUUUUCUAUGCAUUAGAGCUAUAUCUAUUUUUCUAAAUACAAGAUAAGGAAAAAAAACCUAUUUGUGUGCUAAUCUAACUGCUUUUGAGGUCAAACAGACUUGUUGCUGGUGGGCUUAACAAUAUCGUUUUCUAUGUACUAGAGCUAUAUCUGUUCUUGUAUGUGUUCUAACUGUCAUUUGAAUUUCAAAAAAGAGAGAAGUAUCACAUGUUCUAACUGUCCUUGUAUGUGUUCUAAUGUUGUGAUCCUUGUCAAACAAAUCGGUAUCUCCUACCUUUAUCAUAGGAUAUAUCAACCUUCACCCUAGCAUUCUUGUAUUUUUGACUUGAUCCAGUCAUAUUGAUUAAAUUGUAUCACAUGUAAUCAGUUUCAAAUUCUUAAAACUCUCAUUUAAAUUCCUUUGUACUAAGAAUACUCGACUAUACCAAGAAAAUAUCAUGUGCGCUCUUUGUGAAGAAAGACAAAUUUGUUGGAUGGUUGAGGAGCUCACAUGGAUACAAAGCCGUUACAUUGUCCUCGUCUAUUAAUGGAAUUACUUAUGGGUUAAAGUAAUAUUUUAUGCUGCUUUUCAUGAAGAAAGAGAGAAAAUUUAGAGGAUGGUUGAGGAGCUCAUAUGGAAUAUGAGGUUGUUACAUUGUCGUUCUCUAUUAAUGAAA